Cotesia congregata is the source of this 231-nucleotide messenger RNA. Lineage: Eukaryota; Metazoa; Arthropoda; Insecta; Hymenoptera; Braconidae. The record is from the annotation of a GenBank genome assembly.
AUGUGGUCUGAGGCUUUACUUUUUACUGGCCAAGCUGCCAAAAGACGUAUUUUAGAGGAUGCUGACCUAUACUACAGCCAACACAAAGACGGUCAGUUGGUACAACUGUCAAAGCUGGAGCAGCGCUCUCGCAGGAAAAAAAUGCUUGACAAAAUGUCAAUGGUGCCAGGUAAAUUGGACCACGCAACAAUAGUUGCCUACGUUGUCGGUUCAUUCAAAAAUACUGAUUGA